Camelina sativa (false flax) is the source of this 1386-nucleotide messenger RNA. RefSeq names its product phosphopantothenate--cysteine ligase 2-like. The record is from RefSeq and is a predicted model, not a curated record. NCBI's taxonomy places the organism in Eukaryota, Viridiplantae, Streptophyta, Magnoliopsida, Brassicales, Brassicaceae.
CUUCUUCUUCCUCGCUCUCACACUCCUCCGACGAAACAACAAGCUUCUUCGUUCUUCUUCUUCCUCGGCUUUGGUUUCGUUUCUGAAAAGGAUUUGAAAUGAGUUCAGAAGUAGUGGAAGAUGAGAUUAGUUCGUUUUUCGAAUCAUCUCCACCUCUGAAGAACAUGGAUGGGAUCAUAAAGAAGCUUAAUCGAUUCAUUAAGUUGAACUCUUCGUCGCGAGGCGAGAAUCAUCAAUCAGAUUGGAGGGAGGAGGAUCGUGUGUGUGUGACUUCAGGGGGAACUACGGUUCCGUUAGAGCAACGAUGUGUAAGGUAUAUUGAUAACUUCAGCUCCGGAAACAGAGGUGCUGCUUCUACUGAAAAUUUUGUAAAGGCUGGAUAUGCAGUAAUCUUUCUGUAUAGGAGGGGAACUUGCCAACCGUAUUGCAGGUCUCUUCCUGAUGAUCCAUUUCUUGAAUGUUUUGAGUUUCGUGAUAAGAGAAACAUUCAAGUUCAUGCAUCACAUUUGGAAGCUGUGAAACUAGCUGUUAUGGACCACCAAGCUGCAGUAGCAGAUGGUCGGUUACUAAAACUCCCAUUCUCAACCAUAUAUGAGUAUCUUCAGAUGUUGCGGUUGAUUGCAACGGCAUUGAAAGAUGUAGGUUCAUGUUCAAUGUUUUAUCUUGCUGCUGCUGUAUCUGACUUUUAUGUGCCAUGGGAGAGCAUGACAGAGCACAAAAUAGAAUCAGGAUCUGGUCCUUUAGACAUAAGACUAGCUCAAGUCCCUAAAAUGCUUUCAAUUUUGAGAUCAAAUUGGGCUCCGAAUGCUUUCUGCAUAUCAUUCAAGCUUGAGACAGAUUCAAAGAUUCUGAUAGAGAAGGCUACAAAGGCUCUACAAAAAUACAAAGUGCACGCUGUUGUAGCCAGUGAGCUAUCAACACGCAAGGAAGAGGUUGUGGUUGUUUCAAGCAGUGGUAAUGUUGUGGUUAGACGCGAUUGCGAUAAGCCUGAUGAGUCUAUCGUUGAAUAUAAUCUCAUUCGUCUCAUCGUAGAUCGACAUUCUACAUACAUCAAAGAAUCUCACAGUUGAUUCCUCAAAUGCUUCUAAGUCAAUUAAAGUUUUACUCUUUCCUUAACACAAAACGUAUACUGUAGUUGAUCUAUUUUUAUUUAACAGUAUUGACUACGACAAAUUAAUUAAUAAUCACCGAAAGAACUUCGUAAACGAAAAAAGAACGCGUAAGUGACAAGAAAUCCAAUGUCUAUAUAUUCAUAUAUGACUUUUGGCAAGAUAAAAGAAAUCCAUAAGAUUACACACUUGACUUUACAAUUUACACACAAUUAACAAACCCACCAUAAACAAAUUGUACAUACAUGAUCGAUCCACCGUAAAUUCAAAAAAAAAA